Molecule: messenger RNA, 1065 nt
Organism: Mesorhabditis spiculigera
Lineage: Eukaryota; Metazoa; Nematoda; Chromadorea; Rhabditida; Rhabditidae
Source: the annotation of a GenBank genome assembly
AUGAAGGCGACUACGAGACGCGCCUCUGCGCAGCCAUAUACAGGACCGUCGACCACGAAGGUUCCGGUGACCUGGGCGCCGUCGUGUCCGGGGGACAACUGUCCCCUGACCGCGGGUGUCUACGUGAAUCUCGGCAUUUUCCUGAUUCGAGUGGCCUUUUGUAUCUUUGUGCUGCUCCUUGGUAUCAAAAUGCCGCCGGAUUUUAUGAGAACGGUCACAAUGGCCAUCUACAUCCCAGUCGGCGUCGGCGAGCUGUUCAACCUUUAUGAAGAAUUGGUCGGGUUUCUCGUCCUAUUCGAGACUAGCAGCGAUUUUUCCAAAAAAUUCAUCAACUGGAAUCCGUCAGUCCAGAGCGCCAUCUUUCAGUAUAUUCAUAUCGAUUUUCUGAUCAUGAUCAUUAUCGGCCUUCACUGCUGUCGAAUUUGCAUCCGGGACGACGAGAGCAUCUUUGUAUUUCCAGUAAAAACAAUAUCGAUGGUGCUCCAGAUCGUGCCCCUCAUCCUCUGCCUCCUCGAUUUGAUCCCCGGGCAGCAGGAUUCAAAUGUGGUGCUGGUGAUAAUCGGCGUCAUCUCGCAGCUGACUACGCUUAUCGGAUUUGUCGUCAUCACCGCACAGAUGAUUUUUUCGCUCUACUUGGUCAGCCAAGACCUGCCCUACGAUCAUGCGGCAUCGACAGAUAUGCAGAUUAGGGACGCCCGAUCUCGGCUCGUCUGGUUCCUCAUCUAUCUCAUCAUUCCAUACUUGACGCUGAUCCCGUUUUUCUUGGACGCCAUUCUGUGGAUAAUAACGCACAUCAAUGGAGAGGGAGCACCAACUUACGAGCAACAAAUGGAUCCCAACUAUCAGUAUUCGGCUACGCAAAUGUGGAGGGCAGUGAUGGAAGGAUUCAAAUACCUGGUCUCCUACUAUCGACCAACCUGGCUCGUCGUUUUGACUUGCUUCUGUUUGCCGCCUUACAGGCGCGCCGUCCCAUUACUUUGCUGCUGUCUACCAUGUUGCCCCAGGAUUACGGUACAACCGCUUCCAAGAAAACCGAAGGAAAUGUCGAGCAUGUAUCGGGACGCC